UGACGUGCCUCCCACAUGAACAUACGUGGACUUCCACAAUAAAAUUUUUAACUAAUUUUUUUAUUCACUUUCUUUUGCUUCUUUGGGCCGCCGUCCUGCAAAACCCAGCAAGGCUCAGCCGGAGCAAAUUAUUAUAUAUCUACCACCGUUCACAACCCCCUUGUUUCCCCUCUCUCUAUAUAUCUACCUGUGUGCUUGUGCUUGCAUCUAAUGCUUCAACACCUAUAGGUCUAUUGGUUUCCAACUGAGUUUUCUUAUACAGAGGCGAAGAAGAACUACCAUGGACAAAGAAAACGCCUAUAGUACUGAUUUUAAUUCCAGUUUCUGUUUCCCCGCUGAGUUCCCUUAUGAGUUUGAUUCGUUUGGUUCUUGUGCUUUAAGCUUCCCGGUUGAAUCCGUUGAGGGUUCCACCGAGACGGAGAGCAGUGACGAGGAUGAUUUCCUAGUUGGCUUGACUCGACGCAUGACUCAGCAACUCGCUGUUGAGCCUAACAAGAAAAAGUGGGUCAUGGCCGGGUCACCUGAAUCUACACUCGGUGGAAUUGGAAGUUGGUCGCUUUCAAGCAACGGCAGUUCAAACGGUGAGAUUUCCCCUCCGAAGACGCCCUUUGGGGUGAAAGGUGAUCUGGGGGACCUGAUAUAUGCGGCUGCUGGUCCUGUAUCGAGGUUAAAGAUGACUAAUGAAAGCAUCAGGAACAGUUGUUAUCAAGGGAGGGAAUUGCUGGGUCCUGCAAGGCGCCAAAAUCCAGAUACUGUAGGGGAAAAUAGGAGUACUGGGUUUUUGUCGAGCCAAAGUUUUGGUCACAGUAUUUGGGCGUUGAAUCAGUAUCAAUUGAAGCAAGAACAAGUGCCAAAGCCCUUGUGCCCCGCAGUUUGGGGAAGGCAGCAAGUGAAGGAAGGCUGGCAAGAUGAGCAUCAGCACCAGCAACAAUACCAAAUCCAGAGGACAGGGAGAAGCAUUAUGGGCUAUGACAAUGAGAGACGUAUGUGUCCUCUGGGUCUGCCUCAGUCUGCUUGGCCUCCUCUUCAAGUGCGAUCAAAUCAGCACCCACACCAACACCAUCAGCAAUCACAGUAUGGUUCAGGCAAGAGAGCUGUUUUUCUCAGUGGCUCUAAUGCUACAAGAGAAUGUGCUGGUACUGGUGUUUUCUUGCCUCGCGGAUACACCAAUCCCUCUGCUUGUAAGAAGAAAUCAGCUUGCUCCACAGUUCUGGUCCCAACCAAGGUUGCUCAGUCUCUAGAUGUGAGCCUUGAGGACUUGAAGAAGCAUGGUCAUACCAAGCCACGCUUUAAUGGUGCUUUUGGCUCUGAUUGUGAUGCUUUGAUGGAAAGAAAUGGCCUAUUGGCACCGCAGAAGGGAAAUUUAGGCGCAGAGAGUGUUCGCGAUCAUGAAAUAUGCCUGCCUCAAGAGUGGAUGUAUUGACCCAAGAAUUCAACUCACAGAAGCUUACAAGAAACAAGAAUUGUUAUAGAGGUAGCAGAUUCAAUUAAAGAAAUUCAAGAUUGCAAGUUUAAAAGAAAUAAAAGCAAUAAGAAAUCCUGGUAUUUUUUCAAGGGAGAAGUCUGCAGCAAUUACUGGGCAUAGUGUGUUAGAUAAGAAAAUAGCAGCAAGAAAGAAAAGUAGCAAUAGAAGAAGAAAUUAUAUUUUAAUCCUCAAAAAUACUAAAAAGAACAGGUUAUGGUUAUUGUUAUUGGUGGGUAUUUUAUUUUAUUGAAAUUAUGGUGAAUAAUAUGUAUUUAUUUUUA
Molecule: messenger RNA, 1746 nt
Organism: Hevea brasiliensis (rubber tree)
Lineage: Eukaryota; Viridiplantae; Streptophyta; Magnoliopsida; Malpighiales; Euphorbiaceae
Exons: 5
Coding region: 281-1423 (380 amino acids)
Source: RefSeq, a predicted model, not a curated record